UCAUACUUAUGCCCAAAUCGAAUACCUGCCUCCGCCGUAAACUCUGCACCAGUUUCAUGGGCUGACAAGGUCUGGAGUGGACCGCGCCUCGACACCUCUUUAUUGAAACGCCACCCUGGCCCAUGCUGGCUGGUCCUACAACGGGCAUCCAUCAACCCCCCUGCCUUACCGCAAAAGAUAAACAAUUGAGGAAACUUGCCGACUUGGCUAGCCACGAGACCCUUGAUUUUUUUUUCUCUUCUUUCUCUUCGCGAUCCACGCCGUCUAGAUGCCCACGGUUCCCGAAACUAUUUUGGCUCCACUCUCUAAAUAUACUCGUUUGUUCUCGGCUGCCACGGAUUGCGGCACAGGAACGGGCAUAG
Messenger RNA from Periconia digitata, 362 nucleotides. The record is from the annotation of a GenBank genome assembly. NCBI's taxonomy places the organism in Eukaryota, Fungi, Ascomycota, Dothideomycetes, Pleosporales, Periconiaceae.